AUGGAAAUUCGUGAACGGUACCGGUUUUUCCUGGAAACUAUUCUGUUUCUUGUCAACAUGCUGAAUUUGGAGAGGGCUACUGAACGUUCUUGUCCUCUUCCGCCGCUCAUUUUAACUUUAGCGGCAUUGCAUUUCCUUGCAACUGGCACACACCACAUUGUGACGGCAGGGCUGCAUGGAAUCUCAAGGUCCAGUGUAUCUAGAGCGGUCAAGCAAUUCACGGACAGCGUGUGUCUACAUCUAAAUGACUUUGUUUUCUUCCCAAAUAUCGAAAAUGUGCAACGGACAGUGCAAAAACAGUUUUACAACAUCGCUGGUUUCCCCCAAGUGGUUGGUGUGGUUGAUGGGACACAUAUCCGUAUUCAAGCGCCUAGCGCCAACGAAGACGAUUAUGUGAACAGAAAGGGAUUUCACUCCCUUAAUGUACAGAUGAUUUGUGAUGCCACUUUUCGGUUUGUUGACGUAGUCGCAAAGUGGCCUGGGAGCAUUCACGAUUCAAGGAUCUUUCGUGAAAGCGCCAUACGUCAGUGCUUUGAAAGAGGUGAAAUCGACGGUCUUCUGCUUGGUGACUCUGGCUAUGGAUGCAAGAGCAAAAAGAUAAGAGAAGGAUCACAGAGGCUGCAGAUCAAGAAAGACAAGUUAAAACAAUAG
Molecule: messenger RNA, 651 nt
Organism: Dreissena polymorpha
Lineage: Eukaryota; Metazoa; Mollusca; Bivalvia; Myida; Dreissenidae
Product: putative nuclease HARBI1
Exons: 5
Coding region: 1-651 (216 amino acids)
Source: RefSeq, a predicted model, not a curated record